Molecule: messenger RNA, 3615 nt
Organism: Lasiodiplodia theobromae
Lineage: Eukaryota; Fungi; Ascomycota; Dothideomycetes; Botryosphaeriales; Botryosphaeriaceae
Exons: 7
Coding region: 1-3615 (1204 amino acids)
Source: RefSeq, a predicted model, not a curated record
AUGGAUAACCCCAUGGAUAAUCCUCCCUCCUAUUACGAUUCCAUCGCCAAUGACAACACCAAUCGCAGCCCAUCAGACGUCACGGGCCAACCGAGCAUCAACAAUACUACACGAGCUUUUCUUAGGAAGUUUGGCUCUAGGGGGCAGAGACAGGACAACGGAAAUCGUCCCGGACGGGUUUGGAAACCAAUAACUUUGAACGCGCUGAUUCUCACCACCGUUAUCCUUAUUUCCGGAGGCCUGAUCGCAGUUGUUCAAAUUCUGCUUGCGAACAGCCAACAUAAUGACGGUAUUAUCUUUGCCGCAGAUAUCGAAGACCUUCCCCUCAACAAAUCAUUCUCGUACCUCUAUCUUCCUACCAUAGUUGCGGUGAUCUACAGUUUUCUGUGGACAUGGAUCGACCUCGAUGCAAAACGACUCGAGCCCUACUAUCAGCUCUCAAAGGAAGGAGGCGCCGCAGGCAAGGAUUCAUUGUUGUUACAAUAUCCCUUUGAGUUCGUAGCAUCCGUCCCGCUGAAGGCAAUCCGAAGCAAACACUGGCCUGUUUUCUCGGCUUCUUUUGCAAUGGUCCUCAUAUUUUGGGGAGUCACGCCCAGUCAAGCAGCUUACAACAUUGCCUGGCUGAACGAGACUUUGCCCCCUUUUAUGACCAGAGAUUACAUGCUUGCUCCCUUUGGACCCAUUAAAAGCCUGGACGACACGAAAGAUGCGGAGACAUGGACGGCACCUACCACCAUGUAUUCCGUUGAUGUGGAAUGCAUACAACCUCCGAAGGUGAACAACUCCGGAUUUAUCUCCUACCACACCGAAGACUGCAAUGUGGACCACCCUACGUAUUCUUCCGAUACGGGCAAGGAAUUUGCCACAAUCUACAUGGGUUACAGCAAUGAGGAGGGUUUUGCCGAUUGGUAUUUGAGCACAAGUUGCGGCGCAAAUGCUACCCACAAAUUUUUGGUCCAGUGGACACAGAAAGACCCCUCAUACAAACCCACAUCCCCGUACGACUCUCCAGUUGCCGAGAUCAAGAACGAGACAGCCCUCUACUGCGAACCCACAUACUUCAGCCAGGCCGUCAACGCCACCGUGUCUGUACCGGGAAGAAGCCCAGUGCAUGUUGUUACCACCGGGCCGAAGGUGCCUCUGCGAGAGAGUCUGUUCAACACCACUAGCUUUGAGUGGGGUAUGAAUUCGGGCAGGGAACAAUUUAAGAAUCGAGGUGACUAUCCUAUCAUCAGCUGGCCAUCGAUGAAGGAUCAGAUACAAGCUAUAGACUAUCUGGAUCCGGACCUUUUGAAAGCCUCAUACCAAGCCGCGUACCGCCUGUUGUUUUCUCGCCAGAUGGUGGACGUUUUGAGCAGCGAACUGGACAGCUCAACAGCUACCGGUGGGACUCGCCAGUACACUUCGCGUGCAGUCAUCGUCGUUCCCGUUUUCGCCUACUUGGUCGAAGGAUCCAUGAUGGCUCUUGUUGCCGAGCAGGAAGAGUUACUGGCAUUUUUGAAGGGACACGAUCAGUCAACGGAUAAGGAGCUGAAAAACGCAGUCAAGAAGAUGAAGUUUGGUCUGACAAAACCCGAUUCCAACAGCGGGUUUCAGCUUGAAUUGAAAGAUUCGGAUCCUGCCUUGGAAAAUCGAGCCACAACAGACCUAAGCAGGUCCUCUCCAUUCACCGGCGGUGUGCGGCCUCUUGAGCUGCGUUCGAUCACUGGUCUCGUAUUCAUAAGCAUGAAUAUCGUCAUGCUUGUCGUCUUUGCUGUCUACUUUGUCAAGUCGAAGCGAGAAAAUGGCCUUCCCCUUCCAUCGACCAACCGUUUCGUUCGUCAGCUGGUGGAGAAUUACAUUCCUACUGCGAUAGCAACCGUCAUCGAACCGGCGUGGGUUGUACUCAACCGCAUACUCUGUACACUUCAGCCAUUCGAAGACCUCCGCCGCGGCAAAUCGAGCCCUUCCAGCUCCAUCACCGUCGACUAUACAUCUUUACCACCGCAGCUUACCUUCUUCAAAGCCCUAAAGGCGCGCCACUGGAUCCUUGCUGCUGUCUGCUGGAUGGCCCUUCUGUCAAAUCUUUUGGCCGUUGCUUUUAGCGGUUUAUUCAAUGAGGAAAUCGCCGAUGUUGCGUACAGGACCACUUUCGCUCAGCCUCUCCAACCUAUCAUGGACAUCACUGCUCUUAACAAUACGGAUACAGGCUUCGAGACAGUUCUGUUCAAUCGUACAGUCACAGAUCACUUCUACAUUGCUAUGUCAAACGUAACGGCCGGGACGCCGCUUUCUUCCUGGACUGAUGGGCGCAUGUAUUACAUGCCGUUCAAUCAGACGACAGGCAACAACGAUACUUGGAUGCAUAAAGCUACUACGAGAGCUUACGGAGUCGAGAUGUCUUGCGUUCAGCUCCAGGAGGGAGGAGGGUCGAAUUCAGUCCAGCACACCAUGAGUUCAAAUGGGCUGGCCGCUAAUUACACCUUCAACAUCAACUUUGGCGAUGAAUCUCCAGCCUGCCGCGAACUCCAGGAGAUUGAUUACGAAGGAAUUCCAAACAGUCUCUUCGCCGCCGAAUGGACCGCACGACUAUGCGAUUCCGAAUACAUUGUGUCGGCAUGGCAAAGAGGAAACGCCACCAGACGUGAAAACUACACCGUUACCGAAGUCGACAUCUCGAAUGUGACCUUUCACUCCUUUGAGUCUACCUUCAUCGCAUGUCGACCGUACAUUAAAACUGGUUUGGCAGAAGUCAUUGUUGACAGCACUGGAAUUGUCCAGAACGCAUCCAAUUUCCAAGAGACCAAUGCAUCCGUAGAAUUUUUCCAACGCUCACCCUCAGACGCGGCCAGAUACAUCAAUUACAUGAUGGAUUACAGUCGGAACUUGAGCGACAGUAACACAUUCGCCUUCAACUGGCACAACGAUUCGUACCCGGACGACUACUACAACUAUCUGAUCCGAGAGACAUACAACACGACUCGACUAAUUGACCCUGCUACUCCUGUUCCAUCCUUCAGCGAGGCUGCAGAGCCGUUCGCCAACAUCUACACCGAGCUCGUAGCCCUAUCUUUCAGCGCCAACGCCGCCCUGCUUUUCCCACAGGCAACAGAACUCACCGUAGAGGGCUACAAUAUCAAACCAGAGAUACGCAUCUUCAUGUCUACAGCAAUGUUCAUCAUUGCCGAAACCAUCAUCGGCCUGUAUAUCAUUGUUUCCAUCAUGGUUUACAUUCGCCGGCCCUGGAGGUUCUUGCCACGGCUACCAACCACGAUUGCUUCCAAUAUCGCAUAUUUUGCAGCGAGCCACGCGGUUCUCGAUCUUCAGGGGACGUCGGCGAUGUCGCAAGUCGCUCGGGACAAACAUGUGCAACAGAUGGGUCACAAAUACGGAUUCGGGUCGUUCAUCGGGACGGACAGGAAAGCACACAUCGGAAUCGAGCGACAGCCCUUUUUCACGAAGCUGAGGAAAACGACGACGGGCCAGAUGACAUCGGCAUCUGACUCGGAGGAGGAAGGCAGAGGCGGCGCAGGAGCGGGGCAGCAACGAGAGGAGAAGAAGAAGCCAUGGUCAAGACUGUUCCAUCUGAAGAAUAGGCUGGCCCGAGGUCAAGUGGUCGAGGGUGGAAUGAUCUAA